Molecule: messenger RNA, 486 nt
Organism: Prunus armeniaca (apricot)
Lineage: Eukaryota; Viridiplantae; Streptophyta; Magnoliopsida; Rosales; Rosaceae
Source: the annotation of a GenBank genome assembly
AUGGACCAGAAUGCGCAUAUUGUGGUGAUCCGAGGCACACUCGUGAGACUUGUUUUAAAUUGCAUGGCUACCCCGAUUGGUGGGCUACUCUUAAAGAUCAAGGACAACGCAAUACGACCAAUAAUGGAUAUUCACACUAAGGAGAUUCUUGGUCGUGGUACUAAGAUAGGGGGGCUAUAUUAUGUCGAUGACUUCAGUCCCAGCGUGGCUAACAGUGUGACGCAUCCCUUUGAUAGCAAACAAAAGCAAAUAUGGUUGUGGCACCGUCGAUUAGGGCAUCCGUCUUUUAGUUAUAUGAAGCAUCUUAUACUAGAUUUAUUCUCGGGUUUCAAGGACUUUGACUUUACAUGUGAUACUUGUAUUUUGGCCAAGAGUCACCAUGUGCCCUACUCGUUGAGUACGAACAAGUGUACUACUCCAUUUACGUUAAUUCACUCUGAUGUCAGGGGACCUUACCCUAUCACUGCUCCUUUUGGUGUUCGAUAG